ACGAUCAUCAUUCCUUCAAAUAUCGUCUUGCGGUCAACAAGUGAUAAGACUUUGUGAUAAUACAAAAUGCCAUUGCGACAAUUACUCCUCCAAUCGUCAAGCAACGUUCAUGGAUUUGGAUAUCUUCAACAUGCCAAGAACGAAAUUAUCAAUUUUUACACCAAGAACAAUAUUACUCAAAUUCUCUUCAUCCCGUACGCUUUGAAGAAUCAUGACGAAUACACAGCAAAAGUCGCUGGAGUUCUCGAAGACUGGGGAUAUCGCGUCGAAGGCAUUCACACGAAGAAAAAUCCCGUCGAAGCAGUCGCGAAUGCUCAAUCCAUCUACAUUGGAGGCGGAAAUACAUUUCUUUUACUCAAAACUUUGUACGAUCAGGGACUUGUAGAGCCAAUUCGUCGUCGUGUCUUGCACGAAGGUGUGCCUUAUGUCGGAGCUUCGGCAGGAACGAAUGUUGCGACGAAUAGUAUUUGCACGACGAACGACAUGCCAAUCGUUUAUCCGCCGAGUUUUGAUGCCUUGAAGCUCGUGCCGUUCAACAUAAAUCCGCAUUAUUUGGAUCCCGAGCCCGAGAGUCGUCACAAAGGCGAGACACGCGAACAAAGAAUCGGGGAAUUUCAUGAAUUUAACGAGACAGCAGUUGUUGGGUUGCGAGAGGGAAGUGCUUUGUAUGUGGAUGGUGAUAAGAUAACGUUGAAAGGCGAUCGGAAUGUUCGGUUGUUCCAAAGAGGUCAAGAACCCACGGAAUACCCACCUGAAUCGGAUUUGAGCUUCCUCUUAAACAAGGCUGAAUAAAUUUUUCUAUUUUUUGUUAUUGCAAUAAAAUUUAAAAACAUUA
Messenger RNA from Culicoides brevitarsis, 835 nucleotides. RefSeq names its product probable alpha-aspartyl dipeptidase. Bases 67 to 792 code for a protein of 241 amino acids. Gene Ontology annotation, biological process: proteolysis. Lineage: Eukaryota; Metazoa; Arthropoda; Insecta; Diptera; Ceratopogonidae. The transcript is spliced from 5 exons. The record is from RefSeq and is a predicted model, not a curated record. Gene Ontology annotation, molecular function: serine-type peptidase activity.